AGCUCAUGCUAGCGUUGCAGCAAUAAAGCAUUGAAGCUAUGACGAUGGAAGCCACUGUACAGCGAGGUCCUUAAACUACCGUAGCCAUUUGCCCACGUGUAUGGGUAACGAAUCCACAAAGCCGUUAACUGUCAUUCAUUUUGAAUCCUUUUGGACCAUUUUGAAUAUCACAAGGCAUUGAAUUUACCGUGAGAACAAUAUGAAAAUACAGUUUUAAUACCAACAUCUUCCAAGUUUAGCCAGAACUUCCUACAUCAGAAUGAAGGAACGGACAGAUGCUCCUCAGGACCGGGGCUGCCUGGUGGGGAUCUGUUUCUUCAUUCUGGGCCUGGGAACGCUGCUACCAUGGAACUUCUUCAUGACUGCCUCUUUGUAUUUCCAGGCUCGCCUCAACACCACAGAAUUUAGCAACAGCACCACGGUGGUCCGCACAGAGUACUACUUCAACAACUGGAUGACCCUGCUGUCCCAGCUGCCCCUGCUGCUGUUCACCCUGCUCAACUCCUUCCUGUACCAGAGGAUAUCAGGGGCCGUGCGCAUCGCAGGCAGCCUGGUUUUCAUCCUGCUGCUCUUCAUCCUCACAGCAGUGCUGGUCAAAGUGCCCAUGGAGGAAGACCGCUUCUUCUCCGUCACCAUGGCUACUAUCUGGUUCAUCAACUCCUUCGGGGCCGUGCUGCAGGGCAGUUUGUUUGGCUUGGUGGGGCUCCUGCCGCAGAAGUACAGCACGGUGUUCAUGAGUGGCCAGGGCCUCGCCGGGACCUUCGCUGCCAUCGCCAUGCUGCUCGCCAUCGCCAGCAAUGCCGACUCUGAGACCGCAGCGCUGGGUUACUUCAUCACGCCAUGUGUCGGGACGCUGGUCACGCUGGGAAGCUACGUCCUGCUGCCCCGCCUGGAGUUUGCCCAGCAUUAUCUGAACAAAAGCGUAAAGUAUGAGGCAGGCGCCAUGGACGAGUUGCUGAAAGAGAGCGGCCCAGUGGAGAACGGCAAGCUGAACGGCCAUGCUAACGGCACAGCGACCAGCAGCAGCCCCAAGGUAGGGGCUGAGCUGGAGGGAGACCCCGGGACAGACGGGCCCAAGCACGCCUUCGUGUCGCUGGAGCAGGAGGAGAAGGGGCAGGCUAAAGCCUCCGUCAAAGAAGUCUUUAAAAAGAUCUGGGUGAUGGCCUUCUGCGUGACCUUCGUGUUCACAGUCACUCUGUCUGUCUUCCCCGCUGUCACCGCGGAUGUCAGGACCUCCUUCCCAGGGAAAUGGGAGCGCUUCUUCAUCUCAGUGUGCUGCUUCUUGAUUUUCAACCUCAACGACUGGAUCGGUCGGACCGUCACCACCUUCAUUUGUUGGCCUGGUAAGGAGUCUCGCCUGUUCCCGCUGCUCGUCGUCUCCAGGGUGGUGUUCAUCCCGCUGCUGAUGCUCUGUAACGUCCAGAAUCGCUCCUUCCUGCCCGUCUUCUUCAGCCACGACGCUGCUUUCGCCAUCAUCAUGGCGCUCUUCUCUCUGUCCAGCGGGUACUUCGUCUGCCUGUCCAUGUCCUACGCUCCGCAGUUGGUGGAUCCGAAGGACGGAGAGACUGCCGGAGCCCUGAUGACCUUCUUCUUGGCCCUCGGGCUGUCCAUAGGAGCCUCCCUGUCCUUCCCCCUACGAGCUCUGGUGUAGUCACACACACUUAAAGGAGUAAUCACAUUAGUUUUGUCCCUCCUGGCCGACUUCCUCGUUUCUGUCCUCUGUCAGGUGCGGUGUGAUGCACGCUGGUGACGCUGUGGAGGGUGCUGUUUUAAUAGUGACUUCCACAGUUCCUGUUAAAGUAGGAAUAAGGGAUAAACUGUAUGAAUGGUUUUGUCACGUGCUGCUAAAACACAUGUGGGAAAUACUUCCUCUCUGUGCAGCUGGACGGAUUUUGUUCAAAUUUCUACAUUAUCAGAUGUAUUUAUGUUUAAUUAAGGUUAGUCGCUUUAGGGUAUUACGCUGUGUGUUUAUUGGAUGGCUUGAAUGCUUUGUGUUAGAGUUAUUAUUUGAGGUAUUUCUGGUGCACUUUUCUUCCUUUGAAUAUUUUGUAUUUUGUUUUAAACAACAGUUACAUCAGUAGAACAAAUGUAAUAUAGUAAUGUUUAAUUCCCAAUCGAGGGUUAGGGACCUGCCUCAAAGGCCUGUGUGGAUUACUGAAUGAGGCCAAACAGUCAGGGGCCCUGGACCCCUGUUAGAACAGUAUUUCCUGUUGGAACUUAAACUAUAUAAAAAGACCUGUACAUUACCACAAAGAGGCGCACUAUGAACAAAAUGACUACAAAGACAUUUCAAACUGACAAAGUGACAAAAAAAUGGGAUGAAAACAUUUGUAGUCCUUUGUUGUUGGGGUAGUGCUCCUUUGGAGAGGUGGGGGGGCAUUAAGGUGUCUCCUUAGGAGCACAUUGUUUAGUUAAUUACCUUUUUAUAUUUCUCUCUCCUAUCGGAGCUGUUGUUUCUCUAACCUCCUGGCUGCUACUGCCCUCUACUGGUGACAUCAUGUACACCAGGGGUGUCCAAACUUUUUUCACUGAGGGCCACAUACAGAAAAAUAUACGGAGAGCUGGGCCACUGAUAGAGGUGAAUAUUGUCUCAAAAGUUAAGUUAUAAGUUAGCAAAACAAAUCAAAUGUAGGUGAAUAAUGCGCGAUACUGAAAACGCUUUCAGAAAAAAACAGCCUACAUCCCGUCUGUCUUUAGGGUUCAUUUACUCUGUUGGCAGCUCAUUCCUUAAAACAGAAGCCUCAGAUUGCUGAUAAUAAGAGUAAAUAUGAAGGUUCAGUUUUUUUUAAUCAACUAAGAUUUGUUAGACAGAUGUUUUACAUUCUAAAUGACUGAAUUUAUUUGAAAAUUGGCUCGUUAAUACAUUUCAACAUAUAUAUUUGAGAAGUACAAUAUAAGACAAGCAGAAGUUUAAUUUGUGGGCCAUAUUGCGAUAUACUUUUAGAAUUUGCAGAGGGCCGAUUCAAAAUGGCCUGCGGGCCACAUUUGGCCCCCGGGCCGAAAAUUGGACACCCCUGGUGUACACCUUCAGGAAUGACUGCUUUACGGUCACUGCUACUACUACUACUACUACUACUGACAGAAGUGCACCGCGGUUUAUCUGGUGGCAGAUUGUAGGUUAACAGGUUGUAUGAGUAGGACCACAUUCUUCUGCUGUCAUGAAGAAGUAGAUUUACUUUCAGAUCCUCCAACUGCUGCAGCUUUGUUACUGACGGUUCAAAUGUAGUGGAGCUGCUGUUGCUGUAAGCCAUUUCAAAACACAUGAAUCAUGUGGAAAUUAGAUGAUUUUAUUUUGUACAGAUAUUGAAUUUAACCAUGUCAAAUAGUAUUGGACUUUCUCAGACAUAGCUGCCAAUGUGCCAGGCUCCAAUGACAGUGCUGUUAUGAGUUGUUUUCUUACUGUAGUGCACAGAAAUGUAUAGGAAGCAACCUAAUGAUGUAGAUUUUUUUAUGGUUAUGAUAUCUUUAUAGGUUGAAUUUAUUGCUUACAUGCUAAAGAAGCAUUCUUUUAGGAUUCAAAGUGUUUUUAUUUGAUUUAGUGAUGAUGUAAAUAAGGAGAAUUGCGAGUGUGAGUUUACUGUUUCGUGUAAAUGGGGAAAAGUGACCGCUGCCGUUUCAAAUGCACCAAGGGCUGAGUCCUUAUGAAGGGAGCAAUAUAAAUGGGACUUAUUUUAAAAAGUUACUUGAUUCGUGCUGCAUUCACAUUUAGUGGGAAUUUGAACUGAACAAACAUGCAUUUAUAUUUGAAAAAACAAAUGUCUGUUUUAAUGCAGUUAAUGAUCAACAUCUUCAGUAAGGAGUGGAGUGAGUGAGCGGCACAAUGUCAAUGCAGCAUCAGUUUUUUGGACGGAGAACUCGGACCAUGAUUUAACCCCGGGAACCUAAUGUGUAGUUCAAUGACAUAACUCAAGGAACAACCGUUUAAUUCAUACUGCUGUUCUUUAUCUGUAUUUUGGCUUCUACUUCUAAACCAAACAAAUGUUGGUUUCUGGAGUUCUCUGGAAAAUAACACAUCGGUCAUAAUCAGCCUUAAUAAUGAUGAAACCCAGUUUUUAAGUUUUAUGUUCACGUCACAUUGGAUUGACUGUAAGUACUGCCUCCCUGUAGUGAUACGUAUGUGCUUGUGCUGCUAAUUCCAGACGUGCUAACAUGGAGCACAGCUCAGUCCUGUAACCUAAGCAACAGCACCAGAGUAAUCUUGGGUCCAUGCAUUCAAAGCAACAUGUCAUUCAAAUGUGUAUUCUCUGUUGUGAGGGGGGGCCACAUCCAUGUGAUCCAUUAUGUGCAGGUCACCUGUGCUCCAUGCAAACAGACCAGACAGGGUCAGGAUCUGCCGGAUCACUGAGUUAGGAAAGGGAAUCCAUGCAUCUCAUAAGUUUCUUUAUAGAUUUGACUGAAUAAAUGGAUGCUUUCAA
Messenger RNA from Eleginops maclovinus (Patagonian blennie), 4415 nucleotides. Its product is annotated as equilibrative nucleoside transporter 2-like. NCBI's taxonomy places the organism in Eukaryota, Metazoa, Chordata, Actinopteri, Perciformes, Eleginopidae. The coding region runs from base 260 to 1651 and encodes 463 amino acids. The transcript has 13 exons. Gene Ontology annotation, molecular function: nucleoside transmembrane transporter activity. Gene Ontology annotation, cellular component: plasma membrane; basolateral plasma membrane. Gene Ontology annotation, biological process: thymine transport; adenine transport; hypoxanthine transport. The record is from RefSeq and is a predicted model, not a curated record.